UCGCUGUCUCUGCAGUUUGGUCUCUCUGGUCAAGUCUCUUCUAGAGGUUUACUCGAGAAAGCUGCACCGCAAUGGCUCAGGAACGUCUCCGCGUCCUUGUCGUUGGCAAUGGCGGGCGUGAACAUGCUUUUGCUUGGAAACUCAGCCAGUCUCCCCGUGUCGAUGUCGUUUACGUUGCUCCAGGCAAUGGAGGAACUGCACUAGGCGCCUCUAGCAAGAUCGAAAAUGUCAACAUCAAGGGCGACGAUUACCCUGGAUUGGUGGCAUUUGCCCAGAAGAACAAUGUCAACCUGGUGGUGCCGGGUCCAGAGGCACCCUUGGUGGAUGGUAUUCAAGGAUAUUUCCAGGCAGUUGGAAUUAGGUGCUUUGGCCCAUCUAAGGCCGCGGCCCGUAUGGAAGGCUCCAAGGCCUUCUCCAAAGACUUCAUGAAACGUCACAACAUCCCCACUGCCGCAUACGAGAAUUUCACAGACUACGAAAAGGCCCGGCAAUACAUUGACACUGUGUCCUACAAUAUUGUCCUCAAGGCUGACGGAUUGGCCGGUGGCAAGGGUGUUAUCCUCCCCACAACCAAGGAAGAGGCUCACCAGGCUCUGAAGGAGAUGAUGGUUGAUCGCCAGUUUGGCAACGCCGGAAACGAAGUUGUUAUCGAAGAAUACCUGGAGGGAGAUGAGCUGAGCAUCCUGACCUUCAGCGAUGGCUAUACCAUCCGAUCCCUUCCCGCUGCGCAGGACCACAAGCGGAUUUUUGAUGGAGAUAAGGGCCCGAACACUGGUGGUAUGGGCUGCUACGCUCCUACACCUAUUUCGUCAAAGCAGGUUCUCCAGGAAAUUGACCGCACCAUUGUGCAGCCUUCCAUUGAUGGCAUGAGAAAAGACGGCUUCCCCUUCGUUGGUAUUCUUUUCACCGGUCUCAUGAUGACCAAGAACGGCCCUAAAGUCCUUGAGUACAACGUCCGUGGCGGAGACCCAGAGACCCAGACCCUGCUGCCUCUGCUUAGCGACGAUACCGAUUUGGCGGAAAUCAUGGUCUCCUGCACCGAGCACUGGCUUGAUGGUGUUUCGAUCAACAUCAAGCCCGACUUCUCGACCACUGUCAUUGCGGUUGCAGGGGGAUACCCUGGCUCCUACGCCAAUGGCAAGAAGAUCACAUUGGACGCUGCCCCAGAAGGUGCACUGAUCUUCCAUGCCGGAACCAAUCUGGCUGGCGACGAGCUGCAAACCGCCGGUGGACGAGUAAUUGCAUCCACCGCGACCGCUUCUAGUCUCGAAGAGGCUCUCCGCAAGAGCUAUGCGGGCAUUGAUACUAUCCACUUCGAAGGCAUGUUCUACCGCAAGGAUAUCGCCCACCGUGCCUUCCGACAGCGGGACGCCCAGUCUCUCACAUACGCCUCCGCUGGUGUCUCCAUCGAUGCUGGCAACGACCUUGUGAACAAGAUCAAGAGCUGUGUCGCUAAGACCAAGCGUCCCGGAACAGAUGCUGUUAUUGGAGGCUUUGGAGGUCUAUUCUCGCUGGCCGCCGCCAACUCUGCCUAUCACCCCGAAUCCCCAACUCUGAUCGGAGCCAUCGACGGUGUGGGGACCAAGCUCAAGAUCGCACACGCUGCUGGCGUGCACAACACCGUGGGAAUCGAUCUUGUGGCCAUGAACGUCAACGACCUAGUUGUCCAGGGUGCAGAGCCCCUGUUCUUCCUUGACUGCUACUCGUGCGGCCACCUAGACGUGGAAACCGCCGCUGCAUUUGUCACCGGUGUUGCUGAGGGUUGUACGCAAGCAGGCUGCGCCCUGAUCGGUGGCGAGACCGCCGAGAUGCCCGGUCUUUUCAUCGACGAAUCCUACGAUGCCGUCGGGGCUGCCGUCGGCGCCAUCAACACCUCGGGCCCCAACGCCCGCACCAUCCUCCCUGACACAUCCGCCAUGAAGCCCGGUGACGUUCUGCUGGCCCUGGCCUCCUCUGGCCCUCACUCCAACGGAUACUCCUUGGUCCGCAAGAUUGUGGAGCACUCCGGCCUAAGCUAUAACGACCCCGCCCCUUUCUCGAUGCCUUCCGCUAAUGAAACCCUCCCCCUUGGCCGUGCCCUGCUCACUCCUACCCGUAUCUACGUCAAGCCUCUCCUCAAAGCCCUCUCCGUCUCUUCCUCCGCCAUCAAGGGUCUCGCCCACAUCACCGGUGGCGGUCUCCUCGACAACGUGCCUCGUAUGCUUCCAUCCUCCCUGACAGCACACAUCAAUGCCUCUAGCUGGCAGCUUCCCUCCGUGUUUGCCUGGCUCAAGAAGACCGGCAACGUCACCGCGCACGAGAUGACCCGCGCUUUCAACUGCGGUGUGGGCAUGGUUAUUGUCGUGGAGAAGGGCAGCGAAGCUGCUGUGAAGGACCUCCUCGAGAAAGAGGGUGAGACCGUUUACACCAUUGGAGAGCUUAAGGCCCGUGCUGCCGGCGAAGAGGCCUGUGUUGUCUCCGAACUGGAGACAUGGAGUGCUUAAGUACUAGCUAGGGCUCUCAGCACAUGGAUGCGAUUUGCGGAUUCCACGAAGUCUUUUUUAAGUGCGCCAAGAUUAUUAAGAAAAAAAAAGUUAUCAAAUAAGACAAAUGCGAAGGGCGAAGGCGAAGACCAAGUUAUGACAUUGCGAUAUGGUUAGAAGUAC
Aspergillus ochraceoroseus IBT 24754 is the source of this 2645-nucleotide messenger RNA. RefSeq names its product bifunctional aminoimidazole ribotide synthase/glycinamide ribotide synthase (gene ade1). Bases 72 to 2483 code for a protein of 803 amino acids. The transcript has 4 exons. The record is from RefSeq and is a predicted model, not a curated record. Gene Ontology annotation, cellular component: cytosol. NCBI's taxonomy places the organism in Eukaryota, Fungi, Ascomycota, Eurotiomycetes, Eurotiales, Aspergillaceae. Gene Ontology annotation, molecular function: phosphoribosylformylglycinamidine cyclo-ligase activity; phosphoribosylamine-glycine ligase activity; metal ion binding. Gene Ontology annotation, biological process: 'de novo' IMP biosynthetic process; adenine biosynthetic process.